Amblyraja radiata (thorny skate) is the source of this 13233-nucleotide messenger RNA. It is a transcript of the gene dmd, whose product is annotated as dystrophin. Gene Ontology annotation, molecular function: zinc ion binding; protein binding. Bases 259 to 11703 code for a protein of 3814 amino acids. The transcript is spliced from 83 exons. Lineage: Eukaryota; Metazoa; Chordata; Chondrichthyes; Rajiformes; Rajidae. Gene Ontology annotation, cellular component: sarcolemma. Gene Ontology annotation, biological process: regulation of muscle system process; synaptic signaling; muscle cell development. The record is from RefSeq and is a predicted model, not a curated record.
UAUGGAGUGGAUCUAUUUGGGAACCGGAGGGGUGGGGAUGGGAUGUGGGCUAUGCACCUGUUGAACGGGAUCGGCCGCGGGUUGUGACAGCUCUGCUGUGUGUGAGUGGGUGUCCGGGGAAUCUCUCUCUCCCUCUCUCUCUCCCUGUCCUAAACCUUCGCCGGGCUGUAGUGAGAGGCGCGCUGGAGCCUGCAGCCUGAGCGCAGCGGCGCCGGGCACCACCUAACCUCGGGAAGCGCCAAGGACACAGACACACCGAUGGCAGAAGGUCCCAGGGACGAGGCGGCGGCAGCAGCGGUCGGAGACGAGUUUAACGAGAUUAUAAAAACUCGGACGGAUGAAAGAGAAGAUGUUCAAAAGAAAACAUUCACAAAAUGGAUAAAUGCACAGCUUGUCAAGGCUGGGAAACCUUUAAUUGAAGAUCUAUUCACUGACCUGUGUGAUGGAAGGCGGCUUCUGGAACUUUUGGAGGGUCUUGUUGGCCAUGAUCUAGCUAAAGAAAAGGGAUCUACAAGGGUUCAUGCUCUGAACAAUGUGAACCGAGCGUUGCAGAUUUUGCAGAAGCAAAAUGUGGAUCUGGUAAAUAUCGGAGGAAGUGAUAUAGUGGAUGGGAAUCAUAAACUUACCCUGGGAUUAAUCUGGAGCAUCAUCCUCCACUGGCAGGUGAAAGAUGUUAUGAAAGGCAUCAUGGCUAAUCUGCAGCAGACAAACAGCGAGAAGAUCCUGCUGAGCUGGGUGCGUCAAUCCAUCCGCAACUACAAACCAGUCAACGUCGUCAACUUUACCUCCAGCUGGUCAGACGGCUUUGCUCUGAAUGCCCUCAUUCACAGUCACAGGCCUGACCUCUUUGAUUGGAAGGACGUUGCAAAACUACAGUCAGCAAACGAGAGACUGGAUCAUGCCUUCACUGUGGCCAAACAGCAUCUUGGGAUUGCAAAGCUGCUGGAUCCUGAAGACGUUUCAACUGCACAUCCAGACAAGAAAUCCAUCAUUAUGUACAUCACGUCGCUCUUCCAGGUUCUGCCACAGCAAGUAACUAUUGAAGCCAUCCAGGAGGUUGAAACCCUGCCACGACAGCCAAAAGUUACUCAGGAAGAACAGAGAGAGAGGCUGCAAAAACAGCAUUUCUCCCAGCAGGUCACGGUCUGUGUCACACAAGGCCACGUGUGCACUCCUUCACCUUCUAAGCGCUACAAAAGCUAUGCCUACACGCACGCUGCUUACGUUAUGUCUCCUGACCAAAAAACGGACCUCCCUCAAAAGCUCAUGGAAUCCUCUGUAGAGAAGCCAAUUGGAAGCCCAGCUGUGGAAACUGAAGUGGACUUGGACAGUUACCAGACUGCGUUGGAGGUGGUACUGACCUGGCUGCUCUCUGCCGAGGAUUCUCUGCAAGCACAGGGUGCAGUCUCGGAUGAUGUGGAGGAAGUCAAAGAACAGUUUCAUUCCCAUGAAGGCUUUAUGAUGGAGCUAACCUCCCAUCAGGGCAGUGUGGGUAAUAUUCUACAGGCUGGGAAUCAACUUAUUGAAGAGGGAAAACUGUCUGAAGAUGAAGAAAAUGAAAUUCGGGAGCAGAUGAACUUGCUAAAUUCCCGAUGGGAAACACUCAGGGUGGCCAGCAUGGAGAGACAAAGCAAAUUACACGAAGAGCUCAUGGAUCUUCAGCAGCAGCAGCUGAAACACUUAGCUGAUUGGUUAACAAAUACAGAGGACAGAAUCCACCAAAUGGAAGUGCAACCUCUUGGACCAGAUCUGGAAGCAUUAAAACAACAAGUGGAAGAACAUAAAGUGCUUCAAGAAGAUCUGGAGCAAGAACAAGUGCGAGUCAACUCGUUGACACACAUGGUAGUUGUAGUUGAUGAGAGCAAUGGAGAAAAUGCCACGGCUGCUCUGGAAGAAGAGCUACAGAUUCUCGGAGAGAGAUGGGCGGCCAUUUGUAAAUGGACUGAGGAACGCUGGGUACUACUGCAAGAGAUUCUUUUUAAAUGGGAAUAUUUCACGGAAGAACAGUGCUACUUUGAUGCAUGGUUGGCGGAGAAGGAGAAGACCGUGAGUAAAAUACAGACAUCUGGCUUUAGAGAUCAGAAUGAGAUGCUCACUAAUCUGAGGAAAUUGGCGGUUCUAAAAGAAGAGCUGCACCAGAAGCGACAGACAAUGGAUAAACUUUGUGCCCUCAGCCAGGAUCUUCUUGCGGCACUCCAAAAUAAGGUGGUGGCUCAGAAGGUUCGGACAAGGCUUGAGGAAUUUACUCAGCGUUGGGACGAUCUUGUUCAGAAGCUGGAGAGUAUGUCCAAGGAGAUUUCGCAGUCUGCCACUGUAUCUCAGACAUCGUUAAGGCAGACCACCGUAAUGGAAACUGUAACCAUGGUUACGACCAAAGAACAGAUUUUGGUGAAAUCUAAAGAAGAACUUCCUCCAGCCCCUCCUCCCAAGAAGAGGCAGAUACUUGUGGACUCUGAGCUCAGGAAGAGGUUUGAUGUUGAUACAACAGAGCUGCAUAGCUGGAUGACACGAUCAGAAGUUAUCCUUCAAAGCCCAGAGUUUGCAAUUUAUCGGAAAGAAGGAAGUAUCUCAGAUCUUCAGGAAAAAGUUAAUGCUAUUGAAAAAGAGAAACCUGAAAAAUCCAGAAAAUUGCAAGAUGCCAGCAGAUCGGCUCAGGCCCUGGUGGAACAGAUGGUGAAUGAGGGGAUUUCAUCCGCUGAUGAUAUUAAGCAGGCUUCAGAACAGCUCCAAAAACGCUGGGACGAAUUCUGCCAACUACUGCUAGAGCGGAUGGACUGGCUCCAGUAUCAGGAUAAGAUCAUCCACAUCUCUUCACAGCUUCAGCAGCUUAAGCAGGCCGUGACCGCUUCGGAGAACUGGCUAAAAGCACAGCAUUCACCAGCCAGCGAGUCCGACACAGCAAAAAUCCAGCUGGAGAAAUGCAAGGGGGAAAUCUCACGCCUAACAGCACUGCAGCCGUUGGUUCAGAAGCUGAGCGAACGAGGGGAGGAGUUAAAUCAGAAGGACGAGGUGCCCAAGUCUGUAGGGGCUGACAUUGCUGCCUCAACCAGUUACUAUGCACAGGUUCUUGCAGCACUGCAGAAUCAAGAAAAGUUACUGCAGUCUCUUCUGGAAAGUCUGCCUACUCUCCGUUACAAGGAAACAAUGAACACCCUGGUUCUAUGGAUCCAGCAAUCAGAAGCCAAGUUAACCCUCCCACGUGUGGCAGUGACAGAGUAUGAAAUUAUGGAGCAGCGACUCAAGGAUCUGAAAGUUUUACAAGGUUCAUUUCAGGAGCAGCAAAGUGGUCUGAAUUACCUCACCACGGCUGCAGAGGAGGUGUCGAAGAAAGCCCCAGUGGAGAUCAGCCAGAAAUACCGAACGGAGCUUGAAGCGAUUGUUGCCCGCUGGAAGAAACUGACCAUUCAUUUGAUGGACCAGAGCCAGAAACUUGAGGAACUGAUAACAAAGGUUCAACAGUUCCAGAAUGACACACAAACCUUGAGGAAAUGGAUGGCUGAGGUGGACAUUUUCUUGAAAGAAGAAUGGCCUGCACUAGGGGAUUCAGAAGCACUUGAGAAGCAACUUGAGCAAUGUACUGCUUUAGUGAAUGACAUCCAAACUAUCCAGCCCAGCUUAAAUGGUAUUAAUGAACUUGGGGAAACCUUGAAAAGCCAAGCUGAGCCUGAAUAUGUGAGCAAAUUACAGACUGAACUCGCUGAUCUGAAUGCGUGUUGGGAUGACAUUUGUAAACAGGCUUAUGCCAAAAAGAAUGCAUUAAAGGGUGGCCUUGAUAAGACCAUGAGUCUCAGGAAGGACUUGUCAGAGAUGCAGGAAUGGAUAGCACAAGCUGAGGAGGAGUAUUUGGAAAGAGACUUUGAAUACAAAACCCCCGAGGAGCUCAAAAAAGCUGUAGAAGAACUCAAGCGAGCCAAGGAAGAAGUUACACAAAAGGAGAUGAAGGUGAAGCUCCUGAGUGAUGCCGUUAACAAUUUCAUAACAAAGGCCCCUCCUGCAGCCCAUGAAGCUUUGAAGUCUGAGCUGGACAUGCUGACGGGCAAUUACCAACGGCUCUGUAGCAGGCUGAAUAGAAAGUGCAAGACUCUUGAGGAGGUGUGGUCAUGUUGGUGUGAAUUACUGUCUUAUCUGGAGGCAGAAAAUCUAUGGCUUGAUGAACUGGAGCUGAAACUCAAAGAAACAGAAAACCUACAGGGAGGUGCUGAAGAGAUCUCUGAGGCACUUGAUUCCCUGGAAAGCGUUAUGCGUCACCCUGAUGAUAAUCAAAAUCAAAUCCGUGAGCUGGCUCAGACACUGACUGAUGGGGAGAUUCUGGAUGAGCUGAUCAACGAAAAGUUGGAAACAUUCAACACUCGAUGGGAGGAACUGUUGCAACAGGCUGUAAGAAGACAGAAAGUCCUUGAGCAGAGCAUUCAAUCAGCGCAGGAGACGGACAAAACUCUUCGUUUAAUCCAAGAAUCUCUUGCAUUGAUUGACAAACAGCUGACGUCAUGCAUUACCGACAGAAUUGAUGCAGCUCAGGUUCCUCAGGAAGCACAGAAAAUCCAGUCUGAUUUGACUAGUCACGAGAUCAGUCUGGAGGAAAUGAAGAGAAGGAUCCAAGGUCCAGAUGCUGUUGGUCAGAGCAAGUCUGCUGGGAGAGUCCUGUCCCAAAUUGACAUAGCACAGAAAAAGCUGCAGGAUGUUUCCACCAAGUUCAGAUUGUUCCAGAAGCCUGCAAAUUUUGAGCAGCACCUGUUGGAGUGCAAAAGACUCCUGGAUGAGGUGAAAUCUGAACUACACCUCUUGGAGACGAGCAGUGUGGAGCCAGAAUAUGUUCAGAAUCAGCUGGAUCAUUGCAUGAAAUUAUAUAAGAGUCUGAGCGAAGUGAAAUCUGAUGUGGAAACGGUGAUUAAAACUGGACGUCAAGUUGUACAGAAACAGCAAACAGAGAAUCCGAAGGAACUGGAUGAGAGAGUAACUGCCCUGAAAAUGCAGUACAACGACCUUGGAUCUCAGGUAACUGAGGGAAAGCAAGAACUGGAGAAGACUCUGAAAUUUUCUCGGAAGCUCAGGAAAGAAGUGAAUGCUUUGACAGAGUGGCUGGCGGCCACGGAUGCAGAGUUAACAAGGCGAUCAGCAGUCGAAGGCAUGCCUACUAAUUUAGACUCUGAGGUUGCCUGGAGUAAGGGAACGCAGAAAGAUAUCGAGAAGCGACGGCUGCUACUGAACAGCAUCACGGAGACUGGGCAGAGUCUGAAGGCCAUGCAGGGCAAGAGUAACAACGUUGUAGACGACAAACUCAGUCUGUUAAACUGCAACUGGAUUGCAGUCACAUCACGGGCUGAAGAAUGGCUUAACCUUCUGCUGGAAUACCAGAAACAAAUGGAAAAUUUUGACCAGAGUGUCGCUCAUAUCACAACCUGGAUGUAUCGUGCUGAGAUCUUGUUGGAUGAGUCUGAAAAACAGCAAGUUGGACAGAAAGAGGAAGUUUUGAAGCGUCUGAAGACCGAACUCAAUGACAUGAGACUGAAGGUGGAUGCUGUGCGUGACCAGGCCUUGGAGCUGAUGACAAACCGUGGAGAUCACUGCAGGGAGGUGGUGGAACCCAAGCUGUCAGAACUUAAUCAGAGGUUUGACACCAUUGUGCACAGAAUCCAAACUGGCAAGCAGCCAAUUCAGGAGAGUGUAACUGGCAUCCCAGUGACAUUUGCAAUGGAUCUUGAGGAGCUGAAAAACCAGAAGAGUUUUCUCGCUGUGCAAGAAAAAGUGCAACAGCAGCUUAAGCUUCUGGAAGGACAGCAAACACCGAGUAAGGGAGUGAAAGAAGCCCACCGACCGACCACUUUAUCAAUCACUCCUUCAACUUCAACCUUUGGUUCCUCUCUGCAUCCCUCUCUUCCUGGGCCAUCGCUGGCAAGAAGUCAUCAGAUGUCAAAGGAAUUGGAACAGUUUGAUACAAAAAUCCAACACAUGCUGGAUACACUGGAAGAGGGAAUACAACAAGGGGAAAACCUGAAAGAAGGGGACUUUGAGAAAGAUACGUGUGAAGACGACGAGACGAGGAUGAAUGAACUGACGAGAAAGGCAGACACUUUGCAACAGGGUGUCACAGACGAGAGAAAGCGGGAAGAAAUUAGAAAGAAACAGCAGAUGCUGCAGGCUAAAUUUAAUAUUCUCAAGGAUUUGAAAUCUCUAAGAAGGAAAAAGGCUCUGGAGAUUACUCCUCAAUGGUAUCAGUACAAGAAGCAGGCUGACAACCUGUUGCAGUGGUUGGAUGACAUUGAGAAAAGGUUAGCCAAUCUGCCAGAACCCAAAGAUGUCCAGAAGAUGAAGGAGUUGGAUGCUGAACUGGAAGAGAAGAGAGGAGACCUGAUGGCAGUGUACAGACAAGCGCAGGGCCUGUCAAAGAGUGGAGCUGCCAAGGCACUGGAGUUGCAGGUUCUCCAGCUCAACAAACGCUGGAAUCACAUUGAGAGCAUAUUUGCUCAAUAUCGAAGAUUGAACUAUACACCAAUUCCAAAUAUUUUCGAAGAGAACAUUGUAACUGUGCUGAGUGAAGGGAUACUGCCUGAACCCUCUUAUGUGCCUUCCGCCUACCUGGCAGAGAUACGCCAGCUUCACCAAGCUGUGUGUGAUGUGGACGUUCUCCUCAACUCCCUUGAGCUCCAAGUCAAGGACUUUGAAGACUUCUCCAAGCAGGAUGCUUGUUUAAAGAACGUGAAAAGGCAAUUGGAGAAUCUCUCGAGCCCAGUGGCAUCAGUACACAGCCAGAAACCCGCGGCUCUACGGAGUGUCUCAUACAUGGAUAUUAACCAAAUACAUGACGCAGUGGCUGAGCUCGAUGACAAGUGGGAAGAUGUGAACAAGAAAUGCGUUGACCAACAAACGAGAUUUAAUAGAAAUGUGGAAAAAUGGCGCGCCUUCAACAGUGACCUGAAAGACUUUGCCAAGUGGUUGACAGAAGCAGAGAUGAUGCUGGCCGACGCCAGGAUGGACACUGAAAGUAUGGAUGCAGUGAGAACGAAACAAAGAGUCAAGGAACUACAGGAUGGAAUUGGAAGCCAGCAGGCUGCAGUCGCUGGUUUGAAUGUGACGGGAGAGGAGAUUAUUGGGCAGUCAUCAGCAGCUGACGGUUUCAUCCUCAAGGAGAAACUGAGCAAGCUAAACAGGCGUUGGCAGGAAAUCUGCAGACAGGUGGAUGAGAGAAAGAGAAGGUUGGAGGAGGAGAAGAAUAUUCUUUCAAAAUUACAGGAAGAUUUGAAUGAGUGUACCUGCUGGCUGGAAGAUGCGGAGAACACUUUGGGAUUAGUGCCUGACCCUGGAAAUGAGCAGCAGCUGAAAGGUUCACUGGAAAGCGUCAAGUUACGGCUGGAAGAAUUACCGACACGGAAAGGAAUAUUGAAGUGUUUAAAUGAGAGGGGAGAAGUAGCGCUCAAAAGCAAAUCUCUGGACCCAGAACAAUGCUUUAAAUUGGAUACUCAUCUCCUGCAGGUUAACAAUCGCUGGACAAAGGUCUCAAAAAAUCUGCCUGAUAAACAAAAAGAAAUAGAAGCAUCUUUGAAGGACUUGGCACUAUUUCAGCAGCAGCUGAACCUAUUGAGUCUUUGGGCUUCUACUACAAAGCAUCAGUUGGAAUCCUACAAGCAAGUACCAUUACCGGACAUCUUUGAUAUUAAGGAGACUGAGGAAGGAGUGCUAGCCAAACAGGCUGAUGUGGAAGGCGUAUUUUUCAAGGCACAGCAAUUCUAUAAGGAAAAACCGAUCUUACAACCAUUAAAGGGAAAAAUUGACAACCUAAAUUUUGACUGGAAGACAAUCAACAAAUUAUUGUUCGAAUUGAAACAAAGGCAUCAACCUGUUUCAACCACACUGCAAGCAGUUACCGUGGUGACAGAGAUGCCCGUUACCACGGAAACAUCCUUCACAAAGUUCGACAUGCCAUCUUCUUUGCUCAUGGAUGUCCCAGCUCUGGCUGACUUCAACAAGGCAUGGGUGGAACUGACCGACUGGCUUACAUUGCUGGAUAGGGUGAUCAAGUCUCAGCUUGUCACUGUGGGAGAUGUCGAAGAAAUCAAUGACAUGAUCAUAAAACAGAAGGCCACUCUGCAAGACUUGGAUCAAAAGCGCCCUCAGCUGGAUGAGCUGAUCACUGCAGCACAGAACCUGAAGAACAAGACAACCAACCAGGAAGCCCGAGCCAUCAUCACAGAUCGCAUUGAAAAGGUUCAGACCCAGUGGGAUGAGGUGCAAAGCCGCUUGCAGUCUCGCACCCAGCAGCUUCAGGAAAUGCUGAAGGAUUCCAACCAGUGGCUGGAAGCCAAGCAAGAGGCAGAGGGACUUCUGGAGAAAGCCAGAACUAAGCAGGGGUCCUGGAAGGAAAUGUCCUAUACCAUGGACAUACUAAUGAAGCAGAAUGCAGACAUCAAGCAAUUCGUCAGGGAGUUGCGUCAAUGGCAGAUACACGUGGACGUGGCUAAUGACCUCGCACGCAAGCUUCUACGGGAUUACUCAACAGACAACACCUCGAAGGUGGCAAUGAUGUCCGAUGGCAUUAACGUUUCAUGGGCGGCGGUUCUUAAAAGGGCCAGUGAGAGGGAGACUGCGGUGGAAGCGGCGCUCAGAUUGCUGCAGCAGUACUACCUGGAUUUGGACAAAUUCCGGGCCUGGCUCACAGAAGCAGAGACCACUGCCAAUGUCUUGCAGGAUGCCACCUAUAAAGAGAGGCUGUUGGACAACACCCAGCUGGUUCAGGAGCUGACAAAACAAUGGCAGGAUCUUCAGUCAGAAAUCGAUGCUCACACAGAUACUUAUCACAACUUGGACGAGAAUGGACAGAAAAUACUUAAAGGUCUGGAGGGCGCUGAGGAAGGGGUUUUACUCCAGAGGCAUCUUGACGACAUGAAUUUUCGUUGGACUGAACUCAGGAAAAAAUCACUGAACAUCAGAGCCUGCCUGGAAACUAAUGCUGAGCAGUGGAAGCGGUUGCAGAUUUCCCUCCAGGACUUAUUGACAUGGAUGAAUCUGAAGAACGACGAACUGAGGCGACAAAUGCCUAUUGGUGGUGACGUUCCCACAGUGCAUCAACAGAAUGAUGUCCACCGAACUUUCAAGCGGGAGCUGAAGGCAAAGGAGCCAGUGAUCAUGAGUGCAUUGGACACAGUCCAUUUGUUCUUGGCUGAUCAGUCAAUUCGAGGACCUGAAAGUCAUUUAUCUACACCAAAAGAAAAAUCACCUGAAGAGAAUGUGCAAAAUGUUGCCAGAGUCAUGCGGAAGUAUGCGGAGGAGGUGAAAGUGGAAUGGGACAAGCUGAGCGCCCGCUCUGGUGACUGGCAAAAGCGUAUCGACGAGGCCUUGAAGAAACUGCUGGAAUUGCAAGAUUCAAUGGACGAAUUGAACCUCAAAUUGAGACAGGCCGAAGCUAUCAAAGAUACAUGGCAACCUGUGGGGGAUCUGCUGAUAGACUCGUUGCAGGAUCACAUUGAAAAAGUCAAGGCUUUCAGAGCAGAAAUUGCUCCCAUGAAGGAGAAUGUGACCCACAUGAAUGAUCUCGCUUCCCAGCUCACGCCACCUGAUAUCCAACUCUCCCCAUACAGUUUAAACCAGCUGGAGGAUCUGAACACGCGGUGGAAACUCUUACAGGCACCCUGCGUUGAAGCUGAGGCCUCACCCACAUUACCCUGCUUCAGGCAGCAGCAGUCUUCCCCAUCUCUGGUGUCUAUAGAUGAACGUCUGAAACAGCUACAUGAGGCUCAUAGAGAUUUUGGACCCACAUCCCAGCACUUCCUGACAACUUCUGUCCAAGAUCCUUGGGAACGAGCAAUAUCACCCAACAAGGUCCCCUAUUACAUCAAUGCAAAGACUGUGAUCGGAAGUAAACUAAGGUCAUCAGACCACCAAACCCAGACCACCUGCUGGGAUCACCCCAAGAUGACGGAGCUGUACCAGUCACUCGCUGAUCUAAAUAACGUCAGGUUUUCUGCAUACAGAACUGCCAUGAAACUACGAAGACUGCAGAAAGCUCUUUGCUUGGAUCUUCUCUCCUUGCCAAGUGCUUGUGAGGCCUUUGACCAGCACAAUUUGAAGCAAAAUGAUCAACUGAUGGAUAUUCUGGAAAUAAUCAACUGCUUGACUUCAAUCUAUGAUCGUCUGGAGCAGGAACACAGCAACCUUGUCAAUGUGCCUCUUUGCGUAGACAUGUGUCUUAACUGGCUCCUCAAUGUUUAUGACAGUGGUCGAACGGGGAAGAUUCGCGUCCUGUCCUUUAAAAGUGGAAUCCUGUCUCUGUGCAAAGCACACCUGGAGGACAAAUACCGCUAUCUGUUCAAGCAAGUGGCGAGUCCCACUGGAUUCUGUGACCAGCGUAGGCUCGGCCUUCUACUACAUGACGCAAUUCAGAUUCCUCGCCAGCUGGGAGAGGUUGCAUCCUUUGGAGGCAGCAACAUUGAACCCAGUGUUCGCAGCUGCUUCCAGUUUGCCAACAAUAAGCCUGAGAUUGAGGCAGCUUUGUUCCUGGAUUGGAUGAGGCUGGAGCCUCAGUCGAUGGUCUGGAUGCCCGUCCUCCACAGAGUGGCUGCUGCCGAGACGGCCAAGCACCAGGCCAAGUGCAAUAUUUGUAAAGAAUGUCCCAUCAUUGGAUUCAGAUACCGCAGCUUAAAGCACUUUAAUUAUGACGUCUGCCAAAGUUGCUUUUUUUCCGGUCGAACAGCGAAAGGUCAUAAAAUGCAUUACCCGAUGGUAGAAUAUUGCACACCGACAACUUCAGGAGAAGAUGUCCGAGAUUUUGCCAAGGUAUUAAAAAACAAGUUUCGAACAAAGAGGUACUUCGCAAAGCAUCCCCGGAUGGGAUAUCUGCCAGUGCAGACAGUUCUGGAGGGGGAUAACUUGGAAACUCCUGUUACUCUGAUCAACUUCUGGCCAGUAGAUUAUGAACCUGCCUCAUCCCCUCAGUUGUCACACGACGAUACUCAUUCACGAAUUGAACAUUAUGCUAGCAGGCUAGCAGAAAUGGAAAACAGAAAUGGAACUUAUUUGAAUGACAGCAUCUCACCCAAUGAAAGCAUAGAUGAUGAGCAUCUGCUGAUCCAGCACUACUGCCAGAGUCUGAACCAGGAGUCACCAGUGAGUCAGCCUCGGAGCCCCGCUCAAAUCCUCAUCUCCUUGGAGAGCGAAGAGAGGGGAGAGCUGGAAAGAAUCCUCGCUGACCUGGAGGAUGAAAACAGGAACCUUCAGUCUGAGUACGAGAGGCUGAAGCAGCAACAUGAAAACAAGGGCCUGUCUCCUUUGCCAUCCCCUCCAGAGAUGAUGCCCAUUUCACCACAGAGUCCCAGGGAUGCCGAGCUCAUCGCUGAAGCCAAACUGCUUCGUCAGCACAAAGGUCGCCUCGAGGCCAGGAUGCAGAUCCUGGAAGAUCACAACAAGCAGUUGGAAUCGCAGCUCCACAGACUGAGGCAGCUUCUGGAACAGCCACAGGCAGAAGUCAGAGUCAAUGGUACGACAGUCUCCUCUCCCUCCACUUCCUCACAAAGAUCAGACAGCAGCCAGCCGGUGCUACUGCAUGGAGUUGGAAGUCAGACUUCAGGAAUAAUGGGUGAAGAUGAUUUGUUGAGUCCUCCCCAGGGUAGCAGCACUGGAUUGGAAGAUGUAAUGGAGCAACUCAACAAUUCCUUUCCAAGCUCUCGGAGGAGGGAUGCCCCUGGAAAGAAAGUGAAAGAGGUAACAAUGUAGGCAGCCUCUUCCAUAUGGUGGACGAUCUUGGCCGAGCAAUGGAAACCUUGGUGACGGUCAUGACGGAUGAUGAGGUGGCAGAGUAACCAGAUGUGCUUUAUAACAACAUUGGCUUCAGAUGUCAAGCAUGAUUUUUAUAUGUUCAUACAAAAUAUAAAUGGAUUGAACCGUACAGGUUUACAAGCUAAAAAAAAGAAAACAUCUAUUUUUUUGUGAAAGGUAGUGGUAAUAUACUGUAGAUUUCAGUAGUUUCCUAAGUCUGUUAUUGUUUUGUUAACAAUGGCAGGUUUUACAGUUCUAUGCAAUUGUACAAAAAAAAAAGAGUGAAAACAUAUAAAAUCUUGGUAGCUACAUACCUUGCCAUUUCUUUGUAUGGAACGUGUUUCGGAUUGUUAAAUUUGUAACAAUAAUGAAGAUUGUUCACUAAAAGGGUGCUUUCUAACGAAUAAUACAUAAUUUUAUUGUUUAUAAUCCCCCAUCCCGAGAACAAGACAAUUUUGAAAUAGUAGGAGGUAAUGCGUUUGUCUUUGCAACAUUUCAGCUAUAAUCAAAUAAGAAAAGAUAUUCACGAUCAGUGUUAAUCUUUAUUUUUCUUCUCAAUCAGUGAAAAUAUUGUAGCACAUAGCAGAACCAAAACUCUUUACCUGACGACUCCAUCUUUUGAAUGAAAUGCCAGGAAUGAAUUGCUGCAUCUCCCAAGAAAUCUCCAUCAUUCGAGUAUACUCAUCAUUUAUUGGAGAGAUCUUCUUUGUUUGGCAUUAGAUACCUUUAUCUACAAAAAAAAGUCUAUAACAAUCAUGUUAAUUCUACCUCAUUGUUUUGUUUUGGCUAAAUUUUACCACCAUUUUAGUUGUCGUUUGAAACAGGAAUUCUUCGACUCAUGAGUUAGAUGCAUAGAAUUUGCCAAUGGAUUUCUGAAACCAAUCACAUACAAAGCCUCUUCCACAUUGGCAGUAAUUUUCAAGACCAUUUGUGGCUGUUUGGAGUUACAUUAUCUUUCUAAUGCACCCUCAAAUCGACUUUUUUAAGGUGUCAUCCGUUUUCUAAUCCAUUUAAAUAAGGUACAAAUUAAGGGUUAGUUUACCACAGAUGUUGCUGCUAAAAUAGGUAUUUGCUUGCAGCAACUGUGUUCUCAGUUGUGAUUUCAUUAAAUAGAAUAUUAGUUUUUGGGGUGAGUCAAAAAAAACAGAUGCAAUAUCUGAAUUACUUAAAAAAAUAUCAUGAAGCAUUUGAGUUCACUUUGUAUGACCUGAAUGUAUUUGACAAUGGAAGUAAUCAGCAUAAUUUGGUGCAUAAUUAUCACUAUGGCAUGUUAUGUCAUUUUAACCAGUAUUGUUUGUUAUUCAAAUAUCAUCAUAAUAUAUUGCAUUAUACAUUACAUUAACAUCUUCAAUACAAUACUAAUUGUUUUGUAAAGUAUAUUUUCCUUCAUAAUCACCACAUAUCAAAUUCCACACAAUAUAUGCCUUACUAUUGUAUUAUAUAUUGCUUUACUGUGUAUACAAUUAAAGCACGCAGUUAUAUUACUUA